GCGGAGACAGUCGCGGCACUUUCUCGUGCGCACGGCCGAGGAUGUCCGAGCUCGAAUCGCAAAGCUUGAACGCGAAGUGGAAGAGCUCGAGAAUGCCAUCCAGCUGCAGCAAGACCUUCUGCAGCAGCAGCCCGUGAUCAGCCCGCAUGCAACCAAGCCGUCAUCGUCAUCGUCGUCGUCGUCCUCAUCUGCACCACCAAUAUGUGCGGUGGCUGGGUUGGACAGAGCUGGAGAAAUCGCAAGCGACGCGUUGGCGCUCAUUCCCGCCAAAACCGAUCCUGCACGAGGACCUGCUGCCACGGGUGCGUACUCGUCGAGCAACUCGAUGGAAGAACUACUAGGAGAAAAUGCGUCGAGUGUCACAGGCCCCGCCACGGACGUCAGUGCCAUUGAGCUGGGCGUUCCAAUCGCGAUCGUCAAUCCAGUCGCAAUCACCGCUACCGCCUCCAAUCCCUUGAACACGACUCAUGGUUCGAUGGCGAUUCCGUCUAGCAUUUCUGGCGACUCGUUGACUGGUAUCACACGUGCCGGGACUACCACGUCACCCCCCGAUGUUGUCGCUCAUUCACGCCGAUUGUUGGAAUCGACGAAUGGCUCUUUUUCGCCAAUCGGGCGGGGAGUGCCAACAGCAGCCGCUGUGGAAGAUGACCCAGAAGCCGAUGAGGCCGAUGCGAUUGAGGUCGAUUUUGAACCUCCGCCGCACUGCGUGCCAAUCAAAGCCAACGUCCUCGAAUUCGAUUGGGCGUCACUCGCUGCCCAUUGCCAGUUUGACGUUAUCAUGAUGGACCCUCCAUGGCAACUCGCAAGCAAUGCUCCAACGCGCGGUAUUGCACUCACAUACAACCAGCUGCCCGACGCAGCCAUCGAAGACAUUCCCAUCGCGUCGCUACAGCGAAAUGGCGGUUUUGUCUUUGUUUGGGUCAUCAACAACCGUUACGCCAAGGCGUUUGACAUGCUAAAGCGCUGGGGAUAUCGAUUUGUUGAUUCUAUUGAUUGGGUCAAGUUUACAGUCAACCGACGCCUUGCCAAGUGUCAUGGGUUUUACCUGCAGCACGCCAAAGAAACCUGCCUCAUCGGGCUCAAAGGGGAUCCACCACCGGGAUGUGUUGGCAACGUGGCGUCUGACGUGAUAUUCUCCGAACGACGUGGUAAUUCCCAGAAACCCGACGAAAUGUACGAGCUGGUCGAAGCGCUCGUUCCAAAUGGCAAAUACUUGGAGAUAUUUGGACGAAGAAACAACCUGCGCAACUAUUGGGUGACGAUCGGGAAUGAAUUAUGAUUGGAGUAAUUCAUCUUGCAGCAAUCUGGAAUUUUUAACAUUUGGAUUUGUUCGAAUCUGCACUAUUGUACAAUAUCAUCAA
This is a messenger RNA of Capsaspora owczarzaki ATCC 30864, 1361 nucleotides long. Its product is annotated as MT-A70 family protein. The record is from RefSeq and is a predicted model, not a curated record. The transcript has 4 exons. The coding region runs from base 326 to 1279 and encodes 317 amino acids. NCBI's taxonomy places the organism in Eukaryota, Filasterea, Ministeriida, Capsasporidae. Gene Ontology annotation, cellular component: RNA N6-methyladenosine methyltransferase complex.